Molecule: messenger RNA, 831 nt
Organism: Acromyrmex echinatior (Panamanian leafcutter ant)
Lineage: Eukaryota; Metazoa; Arthropoda; Insecta; Hymenoptera; Formicidae
Source: RefSeq, a predicted model, not a curated record
CGUAAUAAAGAUCCAUCGAGUGCUACAAUUCGCUCAAUCUCCAUGGCUUCACGAUUAUAUUAAACUCAAUACACAAUUUAGAACGUCCGCGAAAAACGAUUUCGAAAAAAAUUUAUAUAAACUAAUGAACAACGCAGUAUUCGGCAAAACUAUGGAGAAUGUGCGCAACCACGUUGAUGUCAAAUUAAUAACAAAAUGGGACGGACGGUACGGCGCGGAGGCAAUGAUCGCGAAACCGAAUUUUCACAGCCGCAGCGUCUUUGCGGAAAAUUUGAUUGCCGUCCAAAUGCGCAAACUCGAGGUGAAAUUCAACAAGCCGAUUUACGUGGGUAUGUGCAUACUUGACAUAUCGAAAGUCUGUUUGUACGAAUUUCAUCACGAGUACAUGUCACCGAUGUAUCGCAACAAAUGCAAGAUCAUGUACACCGACACGGAUAGUCUCAUUUACUAUAUAGAAUGCGACAAUGUUUACAAAACUAUGAAACGCGAUAUCGCUAGAUUCGACACGAGCGAUUAUCCGGCAGACAACGUGUACGAUAUGCCUCUCACGAACAAAAAAGUACUCGGCCUGAUGAAGGAUGAGAACAAUGGUGUAUUAAUGAAUUUGUUGGACUUAGAGCGAUGAUGUACGCGGUGAGAGUGGAUGGCAAGAAGGACAUUAAAAAGGCGAAAGGCGUAAAGAAUAACAUCGUAGCGCGAACGAUAACGUUCGACGAUUACACGCGGUGUUUGAACGAAAAGAUUGAAAUGACUUGCCGUCAAUCGUGUAUACGAUCUAAAUUACACGAGGUGUACACGAUAUCCGAAUCGAAAAUCGCUCUGAGUCCAUAC